This is a messenger RNA of Triticum aestivum (bread wheat), 1274 nucleotides long. RefSeq lists its product as uncharacterized. Bases 507 to 1037 code for a protein of 176 amino acids. The transcript has 2 exons. Lineage: Eukaryota; Viridiplantae; Streptophyta; Magnoliopsida; Poales; Poaceae. The record is from RefSeq and is a predicted model, not a curated record.
CCCACCCACCUCUCCCAGAUGCCCACGCCCCAUCGCCACCACCCCCAAUCCACACCCCACGAGCAUGGCGCUCCGGCGCGCCGUAGGAUCCGGAUCGGGCUCGGCACCCCUGGCGCCCCACUCCUCCUUCCUAUGCCCCCGCACCCCAACCUUCCCCAACUCCGCCAGCAACCACGACAGCCGCCGAUGCAUCGCCGACCUGCCAAGACCCACCACGGCCGCCUUUGAUGCACCGCCGACCUGCCAUACCCACCACGGAGUGCGUCCUGUCCCAGAUCCGCCACCUCCCCGCUCAACCGGCUUCUUCCCUCUGGUCAACCGUCGUGGUUGCCUUCAUGGAAACCAGCGCCGCCACCUUCAACCACCGCUGUCAGCUAUCUUUGGAUCCAGUGCAUCGGCGCCCUGGCCCGCCAACCACAGCGCCGCGUACGCGGAUCCGCCGGAUCCCAGGCUCAUCUCCUUCCCCCAACCUUCUCCUUCAAUGGCGGUCAACCCCCGGCAACUAAAUGGGCCCCUUCCCCAGCGGUGACGGUGCAAAGCUUCUACAGUUUGUGGCGUGUGCGGCUGCAGUGCAACAGGUGCACGCUUGCAGUCCGCUAGCGCGGCAGCCCGAUGGAUCCACUCCGACCUCUGCAGCGCCAUGGCCCUGCCUCCUCGCGGAUCCACUCUCCCCCUCGACUGACAGCUCUCCAAGCCAUACUGCGCCCCUGCCCCGUGCAACGGUGGUCAUCUUCUCGCAUCAAUCUGGUGGCCGCCCCGAUGGAUCCCACCGGAUCCAGCCGCCAUCGGCCCGGGGCGCGGCCAACCCCCUGCAUGACGUGCCGCCAGCAAACCUCCCGCGCGGGUCACCCGGCACCAGAUCCGACCGCCACGGGCCUGAUCAUGUUGCAGAGGCGCGCGUGUUGGCUCCCUCUCCGUUUCUUCCUUUUGGCGUGCUGCAGUGCACAGAGGCGGUGCUGCAGUGCACAUCCACACCGAUGCUACAACCCCCAAACCUCAGGAAGAACCUGGUGCACUUCGGUUGGACGCCGCUUUGAAUCCUUUUGCAGUUUCCCUGGUCCAUUUAGUUUGGAUGGCCGAGCCCCCUCCGUGCAGUCUAUCGGCGCGUCCAUGCAGUACAGCGAGUCUGUGUAAUUUUGUGUUCUGUUUGUGCAUUGUUUGUGCAAUGUAGCGUGCAUGAUCAUGCAGUUUGGUACUAGUAAUUUGUGCGUGUGUAUCUUUGAAGCUCACUUUGUUCUCUCACGCAAUUUGGUAUAAAACUCCACUGUUGUCCA